This is a messenger RNA of Mustela erminea (ermine), 2061 nucleotides long. It is a transcript of the gene CYYR1, whose product is annotated as cysteine and tyrosine rich 1. The record is from RefSeq and is a predicted model, not a curated record. The transcript has 4 exons. NCBI's taxonomy places the organism in Eukaryota, Metazoa, Chordata, Mammalia, Carnivora, Mustelidae. Bases 121 to 639 code for a protein of 172 amino acids.
UGCCCUCUUCCUCUGAACGUCCUCCAGCCGCUCCGUGUCUGGGGUUCUCCCUUCGCUCCCAGCCCCCUUUCCAGUGUCUGUCCGUCCGUCCUGGCGCGCAACCUCCGGCCACCGGCUUGGAUGGACGCGCGGAGGCUGCCCGGGUGUCCAGGGAUCUUGCUUCCGAAGUUGGUCCUGCUUUUUGUCUACGCAGAGGAUUGCCUUGCUCAGUGUGGGAAAGACUGCAGAUCUUACUGCUGUGAUGGGACCACACCCUACUGUUGCUCCUACUAUGCUUAUAUCGGGAAUAUCCUCUCGGGCACAGCAAUUGCUGGCAUAGUAUUUGGAAUUGUAUUCAUCAUGGGGGUCAUCGCUGGAAUUGCCAUAUGUAUCUGCAUGUGCAUGAAAAACAACCGUGGGACCCGGGUGGGCGUCAUCAGGACCACUCACAUCAAUGCCAUCUCCUCCUAUCCUGUGGCACCACCGCCCUACAGUUACGACCAUGAGAUGGAAUACUGUGCCGACUUGCCACCUCCCUACUCCCCGACCCCACAGGCUUCAGCACAGCGUUCUCCACCCCCUCCUUACCCUGGAAAUUCAAGGAAACCACCCUUCUCCCAGACCAGAAUAUGUGCCAAUCAGAGAUCUUGCCUGGAAUAAAAUGUCUCUAUCAGAAACAGGGAAGGACUGCUCUAAGGAAUACCUUUUUGGGCCCAACAAUAUGUCAAGUGGAAUAUCCGGGCUAAAAAAUACUGAGUGUUUACCCAUCUGUGAGCUGACCACAUCUGGAGUAUUAUUUGGUUCGAUGAUACCACAUUUGAAAAGAUGUAAUGAUCAAUGCAAGCACUUUCAGAGAAGAGUAAUGAGACAGACAAAACAUCGGAAAAUCAUAUUGCUUAAGGAAACUGUAGUCCUGAUCCUGGAAAAGUGAAGAAUGAUGUAAGAGAGGAGAACAGCCUGGACUACAUAAGAAAACAACUAUAUUCUGUGCAGCCUUAGAAGUCAGAAUCAGAAUUAUUCAUUCUUUUGUUCAUCAAUAAAUACUGUUCAAGUGCAUGAGAGCCUACUCUGUGCCUUUCAUUGUUUAAAGCGCUGGAUGGAAGCACAGGAAUUUUGGCUUCUAGAUAAGAACAGGAAACUCUGGUUUCAGGAUGAGAAAGAGGAGUCAGAGCUUCCUUAUUGACUAGAUUGUUUUGUGAAGUUCCCUAUUACUAAGACUUCGAACAGAAUCUGUCUAUCUGGUAGAGACUUACUCUAGAAAGGACAGGUAAAUCAAAUGGUAGUGGGGUCCACUGGGCACCAAGCAUUCUGCUCAUGGUUUAGUUAAGUGUGAAGUAAAUUUCUAUGCCUCCAAGAAUGAAAACAACUAGAGUAGUUUAAUCUUAUAUUUAAUUUGACAGUUAAAACAGAAUUAAAGGGACUCCACAGCUGCUUGAAGCCAGUAACUCUUCAGUGCUAGCUACUGCCACCUAAAAAAAUCAUCUGACUUUAAUUAGUGGUUUAUUAUAACAAAGGUCAUUCCAACUGUGGGGGAAAGAAAACUGUAUCAAGUUCCACAAGUAACAGAUAGUUUAUUUAAGACUGAAAGAUUAGAAGCCAAAUAUUCCCCUGGGACUUUACACCAGGGAGUAAAACUGUAGAACUUGACUGUGAAUAUAUAUAACAGUUUAUGAAAAGAAGAAGGGAAAAUAAAACUUGCAUCCUUGUUCUCUGGAAUUCCAUUCAUGUGUAGUUUAGACAGAUUUGUUUCUCUUCUGUAAUAUUGUGAAAAUAUAUUCCCUUGAAAAACUACACAGUUAAUAGAAAGGUUAAGAUAUUGACAUCAAACUGUUGUUUUUUGCCAAGUCCAAAUGUUAUGAAGUGCCUGCCUUCAAGCAUAAAAUUUUUGGCUAGGUAAUUCCAAUGUGCUGUAUUUUGCUGCAAGUGACCUUAGCACUUAUACUUUUAUGUGGGCCCUUUCAUGUAUUUAAAAAUUUACAUUGACAAAAUAUUGGGGGAGACUGAUAUCACCAAAAUGGUGAUGCACAUCAUUCCUGAAUUUGCUUCGUCUCAUAAGAAGAACAGCCAACAACUAUCCAAAAA